Messenger RNA from Scatophagus argus, 2085 nucleotides. RefSeq names its product glucosidase, beta, acid (gene gba1). Gene Ontology annotation, biological process: glucosylceramide catabolic process. Gene Ontology annotation, molecular function: glucosylceramidase activity. The transcript has 12 exons. The coding region runs from base 159 to 1754 and encodes 531 amino acids. NCBI's taxonomy places the organism in Eukaryota, Metazoa, Chordata, Actinopteri, Scatophagidae. The record is from RefSeq and is a predicted model, not a curated record.
CUUCCGAAGUCACAUGACUGGCUAAAAGUUAGUAUUGCUCACCGAAACCAAGUGGCGUGUAUGGCAGAUUGGACAAAAAAGUGAAGUUGUUGGUCGAGUGUGAAUACUUGCAUUAACCCGUGGGACAUGCCAGAUUUUGUAUUCUCCUCAAAGAUAACAUGGCGUCGUCGUUGCCGUCGUCUGUGCUUCUGGCUCUCGUUUUCCUCACAACAGAAGUGACCGUCUUUACAGGUAACACCGAGAGGCAGGUAAAACACGAAAGCACUGCAUGUCUUCCCAGAAACUUUGGUCAUGACUCUGUGGUAUGUGAGUGUAAUUCAACCUACUGUGAUAGUGUUGGCUCCAUCACCUUGCCUCCUGUGGGUCAGUACUCCUCCUACAUGACCAGCAUGGCCGGCAGCAGGCUGGAGGCAGGCCAGGGCCAGAUCCAGGUGAACGGGACUUCGACAGGCCUCAGGUUGACUAUUGUUGCCUACCAGAAGUACCAGAAGAUCAGGGGAUUCGGUGGAGCUAUGACAGACGCGGCAGCCAUCAACAUCCUGUCUCUCUCUUCUGAGGCACAGGACCAGCUGCUACGACAGUACUUCUCUCCUGAUGGUAUCGGCUACACGGUGGUGCGUGUGCCCAUGGCCAGCUGUGACUUCUCCACCCGUCUGUACACAUACGACGACACGCCUGGAGACUACAACCUGGACAAUUUCACUCUGGCCCCUGAGGACAUCAACAUGAAGAUCCCUCUCCUGCAGCGUGCUCAGGCCUUGUCUCUUCGCCCCCUGUCUCUGCUGGCCAGUGCCUGGAGCGCCCCUGCCUGGAUGAAAACUAAUGGUGCACUCAUAGGAAAAGGCUCUUUGAAGGGCCAGCCUGGGGGCAAAGAGCAUAAAACCUGGGCUCGGUAUUAUAUCAGGUUCCUUGAGGAAUAUGCUAAAUAUAACUUGACCUUCUGGGGACUGACCACAGGGAAUGAGCCCUCUGCAGGACAGAUGACGAACUACAGUUUCCAGGCUCUGGGCUUCACGCCUGAGGAGCAGAGGGACUGGGUGGCUCUGGACCUGGGCCCUGCCCUGCACGCUUCAGCACACCCACACACACACGUACUCAUACUGGAUGACAACCGCCUGCUGCUGCCUCACUGGGCUAAAGUGGUCUUAAAUGAUAUUCAAGCUGGACGGUACAUCCACGGUGUGGCAGUUCACUGGUACAUGGACAGUUUUGUUCCAGCUGAGAUCAGCCUGGGUGUCACCCAUCAUCUCUACCCAGAGUAUUACCUGUUCGGCACAGAGGCCUGUUCUGGCUGGCACCCACUGGACAGAGGGGUGAAGCUGGGCAGCUGGCUCAGGGCUGAAAAUUAUGCGCAUGACAUCAUAGAGGACUUAAAUCAUUAUGUCGUGGGUUGGACUGACUGGAACCUGGCGUUAGACCAGACUGGAGGACCAAACUGGGUUAAAAACUUUGUAGACAGCCCUGUUAUAGUGGAUGCACAGCGUGAUGUCUUCUACAAGCAGCCAACUUUCUAUAGCAUGGCUCAUUUCAGUAAGUUCCUGUGGGAGGGUUCUCAGAGAGUGGGCGUGUCCUCCAAUCAGAAAACAAAGUUGGAAUACUCUGCCUUCAUCAGACCAGAUGGCUCAAAAGUCCUCAUCAUACUCAACAGGUCACAGUCAGUGAUCCAAUUUGAAGUGUGGGAUCCUGCUGUGGGCUACAUCCCCUCCACUGCUCCGGCUCGUUCACUGCUCACACUCGCUUGGAACACGCAGUGAUCUUUAAUUAAAACCUGUCACCCGUUUGUUUCACCUGAAUCACAUAAGUAUUUUAAUUUCAACAUGCCACAAAAACUAAGUGAUUUAUGUUGGCAGCGUCUCAUUACCAAAGCAGUUGUUACUUUAAUGAACGAGAGCAAGAUUAUUUUUAUCUGUCGUGUUUAUCUGCACAGCUUUGGUAAUUUCAGUGGUCACUUACAUUAACCCUAGAACACUAACGUUAAAAUUAGUAACACCAUCACUAACGUUGGGUAUAUUUUACCCGAUAUAAUAUCUCGGAUAAAAUACAGUUUAUCACACCAGCGUUCAUCAUGCCAUAUAGGACACACAG